This is a messenger RNA of Austrofundulus limnaeus, 1655 nucleotides long. Its product is annotated as zinc finger protein 358. The transcript is spliced from 2 exons. Gene Ontology annotation, biological process: regulation of gene expression. Gene Ontology annotation, cellular component: nucleus. The record is from RefSeq and is a predicted model, not a curated record. Bases 228 to 1352 code for a protein of 374 amino acids. Lineage: Eukaryota; Metazoa; Chordata; Actinopteri; Cyprinodontiformes; Rivulidae.
GCAGAACAGCAGCUAAAAGUAGCAGAACAGCAGCUAAAAGUAGCAGAACUGCAGUUAGAAGUAGUAAAACAGCAGCUAAAUAAAAGUUGGUCCCAUCCUGUUUGCUGCUGUCCGUAAGGUCAGGGCUUUUACUUUGAAAGUCAGACUCUGAGCCAAAGCACGCUUCCUGUUUGGGUUCGUCGCUCCGGUUGUCCGUGUUUGAUGUUGUCCGUGUUUCCAGCAUCAAAAUGACCAAACUGCAGCUGCUGAACGCCUACCUGACGGAGCGGCUGACGGCGGUGGUGAAGGAGGUUCUGGACGUGGUGGAGGACACGGUGGCCGAGUACCGGGAGGAGACCGCCAGAACCAGGCGGGAGAACGAGAGCCUGCGGAGGCAGCUGCGGGACAUCCUGCUGCUGGAGGCCGAGACCGAGUGGCUGAGGUCCACCCGGUCAGGUCUGGGUUUUGUGGCUCCAGAAAAGAACCCUGGUGAUCCAGAAGCCAGGACCUGUUCAGAGGAGCCAGACUCCACCCUGAACCAGUCUCAGCAGCCGCAGCUGGUUCCGGUCCAGAAGGAAACGCAGCCGGCGCCGGCUCACCUGCCAGGAGACCAGAAACCUGCUGAUCUCUGGGAACCGUCACAAAAACCUGAACCGGUUCGGGAGGCGUUUGGCAGAACUUCACCUCUCCAGCCUCAGCCCUCCCUGAACCCACCCACAAUGCACCUGGACGGCCCGACGCUCGGUGAGGAGCUGGCGGCGCGGAUCAAAACUGAACCACAGGAGGGUUCUGGCGGGUCGGUGACGGCGAGCGUCCUGGUCCCUGUAGAAGAAUCCAGUUUCAGCCGACUGGAGGCAGACCCGACGGUUCAGGACGCUCACGGGAACAGGAAGUCGUCUGAGGAAACGCAGCCGACCGACGAGGUCGCGGGUCUGAUCCCAGAGCUGGUCCACCGCUGCCCGCGCUGUGGCGAGGCGUUCGGCCACGCCUCCGGCCUCAGACUGCACCUGGAGCAGAAGAGGAAGACCUACGCCUGCGACUGGUGCUGCAAGUCCUUCGCUCAGUCCGCCGACCUGCGGCGCCACCUGCGCACGCACACGGGCGAGCGACCGCACCGCUGCACCUUCUGCUCCAAGAGCUUCAGCCAGAGAGGAAACCUGCGGCGCCACCUGCGCAUCCACACAGGUGAGCGGCCCUACAGCUGCCCGUUCUGCUGCCGCACCUUCAGCGACGGAGACACCAUGAAGAAGCACAAACGCACGCACUCCGGAGAGAAACCGUACCGCUGCGCGCGCUGCUCCAGGACCUUCAGCAGCGCCGGCGGCCUGCAGCUGCACCUGAAGAAGGACCUGUGCUUCGUCAGCAGCACCUGAUGGCGCCGGCCGCCCAGCACCUGGACCAGAACCACCUGGGCUCGGCCUGGAGUCGCUUCCUGUUCAGGUCCAAACUGUCAGGAAGUCUGAAGACCUCCGGGAACAAACGGAUCAGAACCGAUGGUGUUCUGUGUCCAAAUGUUCCCCGAGGAGACCCCGAGUCCACCGCACUGCAUUUCAGAACCAGAACCAGACCAGUACCUGCGCUGACUCAGAAUCCGGGUCACUGCUGCUACAUCCAGACCAGUUCUGAGGUUCCUUUGUAGCAACAGGAAGUAAAAUAAAAUCUUUUCCUGGUCAGAA